Molecule: messenger RNA, 825 nt
Organism: Danaus chrysippus (African queen)
Lineage: Eukaryota; Metazoa; Arthropoda; Insecta; Lepidoptera; Nymphalidae
Source: the annotation of a GenBank genome assembly
AUGUGGCUUUCACGUAUUUCCUUAGUACUAGUAUUACAAACUACAGGUUACUCAUAUCAAUCCGACAUUAUACUACCCGGAAGAAUUCCAGUAUGGGAUAUUAAGCAAGAAACAUCAUUUGCGUCAGAUCAAAGAAUUGUAGGAGGAGAAGAAGCGAAUAUAGAGGACUAUCCUCAUCAAGUUGGAUUUCUUUUUCAACAAAAUAAUAACACUUAUUUUUGUGGUGGAUUUAUUAUUAGCGAAUACUACAUCUUGACCGCUGGUCAUUGUUCUCAAAAUGUUGACCCCACGACGGUCGUUCUUCGAGCUGGCAGCUCAUAUCGUAAUAAUGGAACUAUAAUACCAAUUGAUGAGAUUGUCGCUCACCCAGAGUACGACAACCCGCCUUAUGACAAAGACGUUGGUUUCAUUCGAACCACUGAACCAAUGCAAUUUAGCGACACGAUGAAACCCGUACCACUGGUGUCAAGAAAUGAAAAAUGCAGAAGCAAAGUUGCCAUAAGUGGUUGGGGUCGGACAUCACAAGGAGCACCUACAAUACCGCUGAGAUUACGAGACGUCAAAGUACCUGUCGUUGGACAUUCUAGAUGCAAGAGAUCAUAUCCAGAUAUAUUGACUGGUAACAUGAUAUGUGUUGGUAAUUACAUAUUAGGUGGAAAAGGACCGUGUCAAGGUGACUCAGGUGGAGCGGUAGUUUACGAGGGUAAAGCUUGUGGUAUUGUGUCCUUUGGAAGAAUAUGCGCUCAACCUUUAUCACCGAGUGUUUGUGCUGAUAUAUCAGCUAAAGACAUUAGAGAUUUUAUAUUUGAUAAUACUGGUGUAUGA